AUGCCAUUGAGUUACUAUGACUCCAAAUAUGGAGCUUUAAGUAGUUUAUCUUCUGCUGGUGCUUAUACUCCUACACAAAGUCCACGACCAAGUCCAUUUGCUUCACCAUCAGAUAGUCCUACAAAUAGUCCAAAAAUGGAUAGAAGAAGACCAUAUCGAACUGGCAGUCAGCCAAUGUUGUCUGUUGAAGAACUGAGAGAUGCACCAAAGAUCCAAAUCCAAUCAAUGGAUCGUUCUGACAGUUUACCAGCAAUUAAUGUACCUGUUUCUAAACAUCGCCGUUCUCCAUCCCGAGACAGACCAGUUUAUAAUUAUCAUCAGAGAUCUGGUAGUGAACCAGUAUUAAUGUCAGAAACACUCCAUGUACCAAAUACUCUGGCCUGCAACAAAAUAGGUUCAGAUAGUGAUUUAUCCAAACCUGCCCCACCAAAACCUAGUCGAAUACCAUCAGUCAAGUACAAACAACGACCUAAGGUCCAAGUGAGAAAUAUAGCCCUGUAUGAAGAUGAUGGUAGAGAUUACUCAGAUUAUUGUCAAGUUAAAGAAGAUCCCAGUUGGUUAAAGGGGAACAACUCUCAGCCUGUAUCACCAGACGCAACUACACCAGUGUGUAUAUCUAGUCCUUUUGACAUUUAUGACAAUAAUUUUAAUAACAUCAAACCAAAUCCACUCCUAUCACAUGAAUUAUAUGGGAAAGUGCUCAGUAAUCGGAACUUCCCAGACUUGAAAUCUCCACAAAAAGAAUUUUCUUCUCAAGAUAUUUAUAACAUAAACAAUAAAUAUGAUAAUACUUUCAUGAAAAGACGGAAAAUAACCAUUCCUGUGAUAAAGAAUGAAAUGAGUUUUAACCUUACUGGAAGUAACUUUAAUGUGUUACCCAAUGACUGUAAGCCAUUAGAAGCAGGGAGUAUGAUCACCAUUAAAGGUAUUCUAUUAGAAAAGGAUCCAAGGACUCUAGCUUUACACUGUACUAAAACAGAUUUACAAUGUGUUCAUGUUUUAAGUCAUGAAGAUUUUGGAAUGGGUGUUGAAUCGGGACUAGAGCUAUUAACAUUACCUCAAGGGAAGCAACUACGUCAAGAUCUGAUUGAGAGAUGUCACUGUAUGAAGUUAUUAGUGAUAGUAACUAUAUUAACUUGUAGUACUAUUAGUGAACGAGCUCAAAUGAUAAGUCAGUGGGUCAUGGUUUCUCAAGAACUCAAACUAUUGGGAAAUUUAUUUGGUUUUGUUAACGUAAUGGAUGGCAUUAUGUCCCCUCUUGUAACAAGAUUGAAAACAACUCGUUUAAUUUUACGUCAGAAUCAUACAAAUAGUGCUUAUAUAUUAGAUACCAAACUAAAAACUGCAUACAAAUCUUUAAAUGAGGGUACUAGUUCUCUCCCUUUACAGAAUGUGUGUGUGCCAAAUAUCAACCCUUUAGUAUAUUUAUUAGAGCGUGAUUUAGAAACAGUGUUAAAUGAGUUACCAUGGGAACGAAUAAAUCCAAUUGCAGGAUUGGAAAUGUUUUUAACUCAUUUGGACACAGCACGAGUGAUUGCUGCUCAGGUGGAACUGUACCAAAUAACAGGAAGAGCUGUAAUGGCAGAUUUUCAAGGAGAUGAAGACAUUUCGGAAGUUUUUGAUACAAGAUUACAAUUGAAUUUACUAUGGGGAGCUCGAGGUAGCAGUGUUAAUCGUGUUGAUAGACAUCGUAAAUUUGAUCAGUUAUUAACUAUAUUAUCAGAACGUGCUGAAAAAUCUAAUGAUGAUGGUACAGCUGUGUAG
Lottia gigantea (owl limpet) is the source of this 1764-nucleotide messenger RNA. RefSeq lists its product as hypothetical. The transcript is spliced from 3 exons. Gene Ontology annotation, biological process: small GTPase-mediated signal transduction; positive regulation of peptidyl-serine phosphorylation. Bases 1 to 1764 code for a protein of 587 amino acids. Gene Ontology annotation, molecular function: guanyl-nucleotide exchange factor activity. The record is from RefSeq and is a predicted model, not a curated record. NCBI's taxonomy places the organism in Eukaryota, Metazoa, Mollusca, Gastropoda, Lottiidae.